Molecule: messenger RNA, 1230 nt
Organism: Alnus glutinosa
Lineage: Eukaryota; Viridiplantae; Streptophyta; Magnoliopsida; Fagales; Betulaceae
Product: protein STRICTOSIDINE SYNTHASE-LIKE 13
Exons: 4
Coding region: 1-1230 (409 amino acids)
Biological process (GO): biosynthetic process
Molecular function (GO): strictosidine synthase activity
Source: RefSeq, a predicted model, not a curated record
AUGGAGAAGAAAACCCAUCUCAAAGAUGAUGCAUUUCUGCAACAUCCAAUCCUUCUUGUUCUUGUUUUGACAAUGGGUUUUGUUAUAAUGGACCCAUUUCACAUGGGUCCAGUAGGAGGCCACAAAUUUAGGCCUGUGAAGCACACAAUUGCACCUUACAAACAAGUCAUGGAGAAUUGGCCAAGAGAUAAUCAGAGCCGGUUAGGACUUGGAAAGCUAGAGUUUGAAGAUGAAGUCUUUGGCCCUGAGUCAUUGGAGUUCGAUAAUUUGGGGCGUGGCCCUUAUACAGGGUUAGCUGACGGACGCAUUGUUAGAUGGAUGGGUGCAAGUGUGGGGUGGGAGACCUUUGCACUUGUAACAACAAAUUGGUCAGAGAAGCUCUGUGCUAAAGGCGUCGACUCAACAACACAUAAACAAUGGAAGAAUGAGAAAAAGUGUGGGCGUCCCCUUGGCCUAAGGUUCGACAGAGAGAGUGGAGAUUUGUAUAUAGCUGAUGCUUAUCAUGGCCUUUUGGUUGUUGGGUCUGAAGGAGGACUUGCAAGACCUCUGGCAACCCAUGUAGAAGGGAAGCCUAUACUAUUUUCUAAUGACCUUGACAUUCAUAAAAAUGGAUCCAUCUUCUUCACUGACACAAGCAAAAGAUACGACAGAGUGGACCAUUUCUUUAUAUUGUUGGAAGGAGAAGCCACCGGUAGGCUUCUCAGAUAUGAUCCUCCUAGUAAAACAACUUUUGUUGUCUUGGAAGGCUUGGCUUUUCCAAAUGGAGUACAAUUGUCAAGGGACCAAAGCUUCAUCCUCUUUACUGAAACUACAAACUGCAGGCUAAUGAAGCACUGGUUGGAAGGACCAAGAUCCGGAACCACAGAGGUUGUUGCUGACUUGCCGGGUUUCCCAGACAAUGUAAGAGUAAAUGAGAAAGGCCAAUUUUGGGUAGCAAUCGAUUGCUGCCGAACCGCCGCACAAGAGGUUUUGGUACGUAAUCCAUGGAUACGAAGCGUCUACUUUCGGUUGCCGUUCCGAAUGAGCUUCCUAGCCCGCUUGAUGGGGAUGAGGAUGUACACAGUGAUCACACUCUUCAAUGAGAAAGGAGAGAUUUUGGAGGUUCUUGAGGAUCGGAAGGGCGUAGUGAUGAAGCUUGUGAGUGAAGUUAAAGAAGUAAAUGGGAAGCUGUGGAUUGGUACCGUGGCUCAUAACCACAUUGCCACCCUCCCUUACCCCUUAGCUAGUUGA